Messenger RNA from Heterostelium album PN500, 1209 nucleotides. RefSeq names its product beta-alanine synthase (gene pyd3). Gene Ontology annotation, molecular function: beta-ureidopropionase activity. Bases 1 to 1209 code for a protein of 402 amino acids. NCBI's taxonomy places the organism in Eukaryota, Evosea, Eumycetozoa, Acytosteliales, Acytosteliaceae. The record is from RefSeq and is a predicted model, not a curated record. The transcript is spliced from 2 exons.
AUGGAUAGUAUUAAAGUACCACCACAAAAGAUAGAGUCAGUUGAAAAAGUACUUGAGAAAUAUAUCCCAGAGGAUGAAUUGAAAGAGGUUAAACGUAUCUUGUAUGGUUUGAAUCGUGGUCAAAUCGUAGAAUCAUUACCAAUUCCAGAGAAUGUUUCAAAGUUGGCACAAGCUUCUAAUUUCGAAGUUGUAAGUUCAAAGAUCACUGCUGAACCAGAGCAAUUGAGAAAACCAAGAAUCGUAAAGAUUGGUAUCAUUCAAAAUGCAAUCGGUGCACCAACUACAGACCCAGUACACGACCAAUACAUGGCCAUCCAAAACAAGAUUGAAAAGAUGAUUGAUGCUGCCGGUGCUCUGGGUGUCAAUGUUUUGUGUCUUCAAGAGACCUGGCACAUGCCAUUCGCCUUUUGCACUCGUGAGCGUUAUCCAUGGGUAGAGUUUGCUCAACCGGUCGAUGGUGAAGCCACUCAAUUCAUUCAAAGAAUGGCACGCAAAUACAAUAUGGUCAUUGUAUCACCAAUGUUGGAGCGUGAUCUUGUACACGGAUCCACUAUCCACAAUACCGCUGUUGUAGUCGGUAACAACGGUAACAUCAUUGGAAAGUCGCGUAAGAACCAUAUCCCACGUACCGGUGACUUUAACGAGUCUACCUACUACAUGGAGUCAACUCUUGGACAUCCAGUAUUCGAAACGGUCUAUGGAAAGAUCGGUAUCAACAUCUGCUAUGGACGUCACCACAAUCUCAAUUGGUUGGCCUACGGUCUCAAUGGUUCGGAAAUUGUUUUCAAUCCAUCGGCAACCGUUGGUGAGCUCUCAGAACCAAUGUGGGGUGUCGAAGCCAGAAACGCUGCAAUGACCAACAACUACUUUGUUGGAUCGAUCAAUCGUGUUGGAACUGAACACUUCCCUAAUGAAUUCACCAGUGGCAACGGUAAGCCAGCACACAAGGACUUUGGACAUUUCUACGGUAGCUCCUACUUUAGCUCGCCAGACAACUGUCGUUCGCCAGGUCUCAGCCGUGUCAGCGACGGUCUCAACGUAUGUGAAGUAGAUCUCAAUCUUUGCCAACAAGUCAAGGACAAAUGGAACUUCCAAAUGACUGGAAGAUACGAACUCUACGCCCAAUUCCUCACCAAAUAUGUUGAUCCAAACUACCAACCACAAAUCAUCAAGGAUCCUUCAAUCAACCAACAUUCAAAUCAAAAAUAA